AUGGAUGCUAAUCAACAAAAUCCACAAAAGAAAGCUUGGCCUCCAAAUCCACUUAGCAAGAGCAUUACUCAAGGAGAUCUUGCCAAGCGCCUUGACCCAUUCUAUCUACCUAAUCUCUUUGAUGGGUUUGAAGAUAGUAAAUACGGAUUGCUUGUUGAUGAUGUUGUGAGACUUUGUAAGCUGAAACGUGACUACUCGAGUGGUUAUAUCUCGCUGGCAGAUAUUGAAGCUAGAGAAGAGAAAAAACCAGCCAAGUCUGCUAAUAUUAUUAUUAGCGAACCAACCAAGUCUACUAAUAUUAUUAUCAGCGAACCAGCCAAGUCUGCUGAUAUUAUUAUCAUCGAUUCAGAUGAUGUGUUGCCUCAAGAAUCAGUUAUUCCUCCAGAUGAUAAACGAUCGAAGAAGCUCAAGGAAGUGAUUGUUGUGGAUGAUGAUGAGCCUUGGUUUUAUGCUAAUGAUAAGUUGACUAUAGGCUCGGCUUCUACUAGUAAUGCUGUUCGAAACAGUUCUUAUGAUGUUGUGAUGUAUGGAAAUAGCUCAGGAUGUCUUCAAGAAGGUUGUGUUGGGGAGGGUUCAUCGAGGAAUUCUAUUGAUAAUGACAAUCAAACUCCUCUAUAUGUAGAGGCAAAAAAAUAAGAAGAACAUUAGAGGCAGAUGGAUUUUGCUCAAGAAUCAAUUAUGGUUACUUCUUUUACAUUUUAAUUCAGUCAAUCACAUAGC
This is a messenger RNA of Arabidopsis thaliana (thale cress), 720 nucleotides long. RefSeq names its product SNF2 domain CLASSY-like protein. The transcript is spliced from 3 exons. Lineage: Eukaryota; Viridiplantae; Streptophyta; Magnoliopsida; Brassicales; Brassicaceae. The coding region runs from base 1 to 636 and encodes 211 amino acids. The record is from RefSeq and is marked reviewed.